Cucurbita pepo subsp. pepo (vegetable marrow) is the source of this 962-nucleotide messenger RNA. The record is from RefSeq and is a predicted model, not a curated record. Lineage: Eukaryota; Viridiplantae; Streptophyta; Magnoliopsida; Cucurbitales; Cucurbitaceae.
CCGCACCCUUCACUUCCACUCCCACUUCCACCCAAAAGGCUCGCCAAUAUGGAGCCUUCAAAAAUCCACGCCCUGCUUCUAGUUUGCAUGCUUUUCCUCUCCACCGCCGCCCCCAUUUUCGGCUGCGGCUCCUGCGGCAAACCACCUCCCAAGAAGGUCAAGCCCGGCUCCGGUUCCAAGUCCCCUAAGGGCCCCAUUGUCCCACCCAUCACCCUCCCUCCCGUCGUCAAACCCCCAAUCAAAAUCCCCCCCGUCCCCCUCCCUCCCGUGAAACCGCCCAUCGACCUCCCACCCAUCGUCAAACCACCAAUCAAAAUCCCUCCCGUCCCUCUCCCUCCCGUGAAACCGCCAAUUGACCUCCCACCCGUCGUCAAACCACCAAUCAAAAUCCCUCCAGUUCCCCUCCCUCCUGUCAAACCGCCUAUCGACCUCCCACCCGUCAUCAAACCCCCAAUCAAAAUCCCUCCAGUCCCCAUCCCUCCAGUCACCGUGCCGCCAGUGACGGCUCCUCCAGUCAUCAAAAACCCAUCUCCGGGAAAGAAUCCCUGCCCGCCGCCGCCGGGGAAAGAGACCUGCCCAAUUGACACUCUGAAACUGGGUGGGUGCGUGGAUCUGUUGGGAGGGCUGGUGCACAUUGGGGUAGGGGACCCUGCAGCCAAUGCGUGCUGCCCUAUAAUUUCAGGGCUGGCUGAGUUGGAAGCGGCGGUUUGCCUUUGCACUACCCUUAAGAUUAAGGCUCUUAACCUUAACAUCUAUGUCCCCAUUGCCCUUCAGCUCCUCAUCACUUGUGGGAAGACCCCUCCUCCUGGCUACACUUGCUCCCUUUAGAAACAAGAACAAAAUAAGGUCAUCUGCUUUUUUCUCUUAAUUUUUCUUUACAUAAUUAAUUUCCUCCAACAAAUUAGUCUCUGAAUUUUGCAUUAAAUUCUUUACAUAUAACUUUAAUCAUUAUUAAUAUUAAA